Molecule: messenger RNA, 636 nt
Organism: Lactuca virosa
Lineage: Eukaryota; Viridiplantae; Streptophyta; Magnoliopsida; Asterales; Asteraceae
Source: the annotation of a GenBank genome assembly
AUGACUUACCCAAAUGUUGAAUCAGUUUCUUCUUCGAGCAAUCGACUUAUCAUUGAUGAGCUAGAUUACGACAUUCCCGUUAUAAAGAAUGACUUUGAUCGUAUGUUUCUUGCAUUAACAAAUGAGCAACGUAACAUUUUCCUUAACAUCAUGAGUGCUGUUAAAGAAAAUAAAGGAGGUGUUUUCUUCGUUUAUGGUUAUGGUGGAACGGGUAAAACUUUUCUCUGGAAGACAAUAUCUGCAGCAAUUAGAUCUGACGGAGAAGGCAGACUCGGUGGUCUGAACGACGGCGAAACGAUUAUUGAUAUUCCGGAUGAUAUUCUCAUUAAUGAUCCAGAUGAUCUUAUAGGUUCAUUAAUUAAGUUUGUAUAUCCUUCAAUUUUGGAGAAGUAUAGCAGUACAGAUUAUUUCCAAGAAAGAGCGAUACUUGCUCCAAAGAAUGAAGUUGUUCAGGAAAUAAACGACCGUUUGCUUAAGAAGUUUCCAGGAGAUGAGGUUGAAUAUUUAAGUUCAGAUAGCAUAUAGACAAGACCAGUGAUUGGUUGGAUUAGCGUAAAACGCGCAGAUAAGGACGUCAGUCGCGGUGCCGGACCACAAUCAUCGUCGGGACGAUUCGCCUCUGUUCAUCGUUAUUAA